Liolophura sinensis is the source of this 1026-nucleotide messenger RNA. Its product is annotated as segmentation polarity homeobox protein engrailed-like. Lineage: Eukaryota; Metazoa; Mollusca; Polyplacophora; Chitonida; Chitonidae. The record is from RefSeq and is a predicted model, not a curated record. The transcript has a single exon. The coding region runs from base 1 to 1026 and encodes 341 amino acids.
AUGCUGCAGUCUUUUUUCAUCAGCUCGCCACACCCAUCAUCUUAUCACAUCUAUAUCACACCAUACAUCAUUAUAUCAGUCAUCCUCUCAGCACAUUCAUCUUCCCCUCCGAGCAUCCAUCAUCCUCUCAGCCCACACAUCAUCCUCUCACCGUAUGCAUCCAUCAUCCUCUCAGACCACACAUCACCCUCUCACCAUAUGCAUCCAUCAUCCUCCCAGCCCACACAUCAUCCUCUCACCGUAUGCAUCCAUCAUCCUCUCAGACCACACAUCAUCCUCUCACCAUAUGCAUCCAUCAUCCUCUCAGACCACACAUCAUCCUCUCAUCAUAUGCAUCCAUCAUCCUCUCAGCCCACACAUCAUCCUCUCACCGUAUGCAUCCAUCAUCCUCUCAGACCACACAUCAUCCUCUCACCAUAUGCAUCCAUCAUUCUCCCAGCCGACACAUCAUCCUCUCAUCAUGUGCAUCCAUCAUACUCCCAGCCCACACAUCAUCCUCUUACCGUAUGCAUCCAUCAUCCUUUCAGCCCACACAUCAUCCUCUCAGCCCACACAUCCUCCUCUCAGCCCACACAUCAUCCUCUCAUCAUAUGCAUCCAUCAUCCUCUCAGCCCACACAUCAUCCUCUCAUCAUAUGCAUCCAUCAUCCUCCCAGCCCACACAUCAUCCUCUCAGCCCACACAUCAUCGUCUCAGCCCACACAUCAUCCUCUUAUCAUAUGCAUCCAUCAUCCUCCCAGCCCACAUAUCAUCCUCUCACCGUAUGCAUCCAUCAUCCUCCCAGCCCGCACAUCACCCUCUCAGCCCACACAUCAUCCUCUCAGCCCACACAUCAUCCUCUCACCAUAUGCAUCCAUCAUCCUCCCAGCCCACAUAUCAUCCUCUCACCGUAUGCAUCCAUCAUCCUCCCAGCCCACACAUCAUCCUCUCACCGUGUGCAUCCAUCAUCCUCCCAGCCCACACAUCACCCUCUCACCAUAUGCAUCCAUCAUCCUCUCAGCCCACACAUCACCCUCUCACUGUAUAA